UUUUCUGUAAUUAGAGAAAUACAGUUUUUGAAUUAUGUCAGUAAAUACCUGUAAUAUUCUCGUCCUCAUAGUCGAGACUAAGUGUUAAAUCAAGCAGGAAUAUCUGGAGGAGUAUCAUCUGAACUGAGAUCUGCUGCUGUGAAGAUGAUGUUUGUUAAAGAAGAGAGUGAAGAGAACACGAGAGAACCAGAAACCUGGAGAAUAAAACUCGAGGAACCAGAAACCUGGAGAAUAAAACUCGAGGAAACCGAAACCUGGAGAUUAAAACACGAGGAACCAGAAACCUGGAGAAUAAAACACGAGGAACCAGAAACCUGGAGAAUAAAACACGAGGAACCAGAAACAUGGAGAAUAAAAGAGGAGGAACAAGGAGGCCAGAUGAAAAUGAAAGAAGAAAGACGAGAUCGGAAAGAGGUGGAUAAGAAAUAUGAGGAUAAGAAAGCUCCCGAUGUCAAUGAAGAAAAAGCAGUGAGUUGCAGCAUUAAAACAACAGAAGUCAAAAGGCCUUUCUCCUGCUCUCAGUGUGGAAAGAGUUAUACACAGAAAGGACAACUUAAGAUUCAUUUGGUAAUUCACUCUUCAGAAAAACCUUUCAGCUGCUCUCACUGUGGAAACACUUUCUGGUAUAAAACAAGCCUUAAGAAUCACAUGUUAAUUCAUGCUGGAAUAAAGUCUUUCAGCUGUGCUCAAUGUGGGAGGAGUUUUACACAGAAAGGACAACUUAAGAAUCAUUUGGUAACUCACACUUCAGUAAAACCUUUCACCUGCUCUCAGUGUGAAAAAACUUUCUCAUGUAAAGUGAACCUUAAAAAGCACGUGUUAACUCAUACUGGUAUCAGGUAAUUCAGCUGAUUCUAAAAGCAUUUCACCUGCCCUCAGUGUGGAAUGUCUUUGUCACAUAAAGGAUACCUUGAGAAUGUUUAAAGUGCUCAUUGAAUGCCCAUUUUCCACAAGUUUUAUGAUUCUUUAGGGUCUUAAAGGAGUCAUAUGAUGCGAUUUUCAAACUUUCUCUUUGGAGUGUUACAAGCUCUUAGUGCAUAAAGAAGAUCUGUUAAAUUGCAAAGACUAAAGUCUCAAAUCCAAAGAUAUAUUCUUUAUAAAAUUUAAGGGUCAACCCCCACACUAAAAAGACUCAUUCUAACAUGCCGCUACUUCUCUACGUCAUUAUGUGGGAAGAAUUGCAUAACACCGACCCAAAGGUUCACGCAAUGAUAGAAGGCACAACUUUUAUUCUCUCUGUUGCCGCAGCUGCCAUGUUGUGAAGUUGAAGUGAAACUUUGUUUGGCCUUCCAAAAGAGGACAUUACUAGAAAUCAGUGGUUAAAAAGCCGGUAAGAUGAAAAUUCUAAGCUUCCUAUCACUGUUUAUAAGUCCUGUACAACAGGGUUAAAUCCAUGCAAGGUUAAAAAACAUUGUCAUUUUGUCAAAAUAUCAUUUUAAAAUGACCUCAAUUCUCAGAGAUCCCCAAACGGUUCGCGCGAAGCUGUUCAAAAGAUUCAGUUUCCUUAAACCCCACCUUUCAGCAGCAUACUGUGCUCUGAUUGGUCAACUUACAGACUGUCAGUUUUGAUUGGUUGUUCCGCAUACGUGUUGUAAAACGAAACGCCCAUAGCUCACCCAAAAAACUUUGAAUUCACUCGCAAAACAUUUGCUUGCAACCGUUUGCAAUCUCUUGCAAAACUAUUUUUUCCCCCAAGAAACAUUGCGUUCACACAGAAAACAUUUGCGAUCACUUGCAAAACUAUUGUGUUUCCCAAGAAAUGUUGCGUUCACUCACAAAACAUGAACAUUCACUCGCAAAAGUUUGAAAUCUCUCGCAAAACUACUGUGCUCCCCUGA
Messenger RNA from Carassius gibelio (silver crucian carp), 1838 nucleotides. Its product is annotated as putative zinc finger protein 702. The record is from RefSeq and is a predicted model, not a curated record. NCBI's taxonomy places the organism in Eukaryota, Metazoa, Chordata, Actinopteri, Cypriniformes, Cyprinidae. The transcript has 2 exons. The coding region runs from base 145 to 843 and encodes 232 amino acids. Gene Ontology annotation, molecular function: RNA polymerase II cis-regulatory region sequence-specific DNA binding; DNA-binding transcription factor activity. Gene Ontology annotation, biological process: regulation of transcription by RNA polymerase II.